Messenger RNA from Colletotrichum phormii, 2068 nucleotides. RefSeq lists its product as uncharacterized. The record is from RefSeq and is a predicted model, not a curated record. Lineage: Eukaryota; Fungi; Ascomycota; Sordariomycetes; Glomerellales; Glomerellaceae. The transcript has a single exon. Bases 362 to 1873 code for a protein of 503 amino acids.
GGAGAACAUCCAUGAUAAGGUCAAACCACGCGGGGGUUUAUUCAUACUUUGGCGUUUAUUUUUUUUCUCAGCGUGUCGGCUUCUGUCGGUGAUCAUCACCCGGGACAAAGGAAUGUGGUGGUAAACUCUUUUGGGCCGGCCACAUUCCUCAGUGUCUUUGGCUGAAAUGAGAAGCUAUUCAACUAAGCAUUCUUUGUCUACCAGCGACCGGACCACCAUGAUGGGCUUUCGCCUGCAGCCUUUACAAAGUGUUUCCCUCGACAGUGCAUAAGCAGCUUAAACUCUCGCCAUCCAGGUUUUUUCUCCCCUGCCUCGGUGCCUGUCAAGAGGAGUGCUGUUCCUCGAAGCCUCUGUUGGAGCCAUGGACAUUAAACACCCGGCCCCGCCGGCAUUGCCUUCCUCGUGGACAAUCCCGCAAACAGUCAAUAUGAAUGAUCAUGGUAGGAAAUCGACUUGGACCACGCAAUUGUCGCCGUACCUGAGAGGUCUGAAGAUCAAGAACCUCAUGACGUCUCCUAAAUCACCAAAGUCGCCAAGGUUUCCACUAUCACCCAAAUCGCCGAGGUUCCCUCUAUCGCCCAAAUCACCGAGAACACCGAGACUUCUUGACGAGGACUCAUCGUUUCGAAUUAUACACACGCCCGACAGGCCAGAUCGGCCGAUAUCGAGACGGGCCAUUCCGAAUGACGAGCAAUGCAUGGAAUUCCUCAUGUCGCUGCAGAGACAAGAGGAACACAAGAGGGGAGGCGUCAAGACGGGCCUCAAGAUGUGGCCGUAUCCGGAGGAGCAGGAUGUGGAGGACCGCAGGUACCUCCGGAGUGUAAGGGUAGAGAGCGUGCACUUGGAAGAAGCUCGUCUAGCAAGGACCAAUUCCUCUGGCCCAGCAAAGGUCGUGGAAGUGGGUAGAAGCUCGACCAAGUCGACGAUGGCAUCACGGCGGUCAUACCACACCAGAACCCCCAGUGUUAGCGACGCAGGGGAUAUCGACGAAGAGCCUUCAUGCGGUCCUACGAUGGCCGUUGGCGAUGCACCCCUCUCUCCGCCGCCUACUCUGUCCCGCAGUCAAUCACGGUUGAGCUUUCACACGCCCAAGGCAAACACAUCUCGCUGGUCCGAUGACAGCAUCGAGUCCCUCUUCUCGUCGAGGAACAUUGACUCCCCAUGCCCCCAGCGAGUUACUGUCCGCUCAUCCUCCGAAGCGCUGUCUCCCACUGUUGUCGGGGACGAGUCCAUCGGCUCGUACUCGCCUCCGCUCCUGACACCGGUAAAAGACCGGCCUGCGACCCCGUUCACAGACCCCCGCCUCCGUGCGACAUCCGAACCGAUGACGCCUCCGCCGUCAGAUCAUAUUGUUCACCAGAUGAGCAUAAGCCCGGAGCCGGUGCCGAGGAAGUACUCAUGGCGCUCGUCCAAGGAUACCAUUCUCAACACUGGGGCCCCGAUAUCGAGAUUCCAGUCUUGGCUGCCAGAGGCGCGGCCGGAAGGGGAGAUCGAGGGGGACCAACAGCAGGAGCAGCAGCAGCAGCAGCAGCAACAACAACAGCAGGCUGAGCCGGAAGUCUACGGCGAGUGGGCGGACUACUACUUUGAGGAUGGCAAUUUCUGGGAAGACUAUUCGGAUGGCGACGAGGAAGGAGACGAGACUAGAGUAGAGGAAGAGGAGGAUGCUGACGCCGUCGAGAAGGAGGAGCAAGAUGUCUCUGAAGACGAAGAGGAAAAGGAGGAAGAGAAGGAAGAGAAGGCAGAGAAGGAAGAGAAUGAGGGUCAAAAGGACCGUCUUCGGGUCGACGACGAGGAGGUUUAUCCGCGUUACGAGAGUUUCAUCAAGGAUUACAAGAACAACGUCAUGAAUAUCACGGUUGCGAAGGUGUGAAGUUUCUCUUCCAAGGUUACUUACUUUUUUGGUUCGGGUUUGGGGAGUUUUACGGAUGGGAUGAUAUACCCAUCGCCUUAAGGGGGUUGAGAUUCUGUAACAGUAUUGUACGACCUUGGUAUUUAGUCGCGAUUACCCACUCGUUAUUUUUUGGAACAAAAAGAAAGCCUUUAUGAUUUGUUAUCCGCUCUGACU